AUACAAGGAAUCAGGAUAUGUGGCAUGGAGCCUUGAAUGCUUGGUUGGUUAUGGACAAUUACAAGUGUUGGGUGAUUAGUGGAUAAAUCAAGAACCUACACUAACAUGUUUAUUUAAUUACACGUGCAUGGUUUGUGAGAGGAGCUUCUAGGCAUAUAGCAGCGCUUUAGUAACAGGGGUUCCUAUAACCCUUGCUGCAAUUGUAAAAUUUCCGUAAAACAGCAGUUUUAUCCAGCGGUUAAAACAACCGCUGUAUAUUUUCAAUUAAUUAAAAAUAGAAUUUUCUAAAUGCCUAACGUGCUCGUCUCUCAAUACGAAAGAAAAAACAAAAAUGAAAAGUAUUCUAGCCUCUUCCACUCUGUUCUCUCGUAAACAAAUCCCUAACCCUAACAAUCAUGUCUCAACUCUUCCGAUCCCCGCCGACUUCAAUUUCUCCAUCGACUUUGGCGAUCCCUCUCCCACCUCUACAAUGCUCAAAAGCGGCAGCACCUUCUAUCACGGAGCAAUUUCAAUCGUCUCUUCAGUUCAAGAUACGUUUCCUCUAACCUUUUAUUCAACUGAUUUUCUCCCCAAGUUUGUCUCAAUUCAUGAGACGGACGCUGUAGCUCUAAAUGAUCGACGGCAGCUAUGUUAUUGAGAGCUCAACGCUCGCUUUCUCACGCUGUCUGUAGUAUGAACGAGCUUAACUACUCAGGGGAGGUUCACUAACACCUCGAUCGGGGAGCAUGCAGUGGUAGGGGGAAUGCAGCGAACAGAGGUAAAAGGGUAGUAGUGAAUCGAUUAUGUUGAUUGAUUCCUUCCUGAUUGAAUGCUUGUCUCCGUAUCCACUCUUCCAUUCAUAAUUGGUUUCUAGUUCAUUGUCGCCAGUGAGUUCUCGCAUCAUCUGCUAGCUUUUGACUUUCUUUAGCAAUAGCUCUAAGUCAUGUACUUGAUGACUUUAAUUUUUCUGUUUAUUGGUACAAAAAGAUUAGAUGGUGGCGCUCAUUUGCUAGUAUGGGAAAAGGUUAGGAUGUGAUUUCGAAAUCCAAGGUCACCGACGUGUUUUGUUUCUUCUUUCCAUAGUGUAGAAACCCUUUAGCUCAGUGGGGAAUAAGGUAAUUUUAGAUUACAAAACUAGCACUCUAGGGGUGAAAGUGGUUGUUUCUCUCGAAUGAUAGAUUUUACUAACCUCUCUGCUUAUCUUAACUUUGUGUUUCUAGCUCUGAAUAUGGUUGUUGUGCAUGUAUGGCUUUGUAGCUGUAGGUGGUAUGAAUGGCUUAUAAACUCACCUCCUAUCCUUUUAAGAGUUUAGACCUUCAUCAAAAUCCACCCGUAUAACGAUUAAUAUAUGCUGGAGCAGCUAGCUGCUGAUGGUGCAACGAUCUUCUUCUCCCAUGUUAACUAUACUAUAUCUGGAGUGCUUCGGUUAGGGUGCAUCAUAGAUUCAAAACCCCUCUGCACUGGAAUAUUAACCCCAUACUGCAAACCUAGAUGUAAUGCUAGAGGAAAAAUCAAGUGGUUAGGUAAAACAUACACAUGGAUCCCAGGUUUAUUAGCUGUUCUCUUAUGCUAAUUAGUUGUUUUCUGGUCCGUAAUGUUUGACUCCCAAGAUUUAAACCCAAUUGGGUAGCUAGUAGUUGUCGUUUAUCUGAGAUAUAUGUAGUGAAUGGUACCAUUUCAGUUAGGUUAACUCUUAUAGCAUUAUGUAGUAUUUGAGUGUGCCCUUUACCAAACAGCUACAUUUAAGCAGGUAAUUAUCCUCGCAUGGGAUCUAAGCCAUGUCCCCUUGUUCUCUCUUCUCAAUACUUGGUUUCUCUCUUCUGAUGUGUUGCUUUACAGCCAUCAGCAACAGAAAAUGGUCCUUAUGACUACACUAGAAGUGGGAAUCCUACUUGGGACGUUUUAGAAAGGUGUAUUUCUUCAAUCUUAUACGGUUUAUAUGUAAUUGCUUUUGUCUGAAUACAAAUCAUUGCCUAAUAUUGCUUAUAUUUACGUGUUACAAUUAGAACUAUGGAACAUCUGCUGUCUGUUAUUCUGCUAUUUAUUGGUUAGACUGAAAACAGAGAGCUAAAGCAGAAAGUAAUUUUCUCCACCAUUUUGGAUUUGUGUACUUGCUUAUCACUCCUCCAUUGUUGCUUUUCCAACUGAUUAUGAGUCCGGAUUGUUGAUUUUAGGAUAAAUUUGUCCCUAAAAUUGCCUAAUUUGUCAACUUAACACAAGUGUCUUCAUGUGUGCUUGUGGGAAUAAAUUAUAUAGUUUUGACUCUUGCAUUACUCUUUACAUGGUGUAGAAAUGAGAAGAGACAUUGAGGUUCAAGGUUCUAAGUUCAUUAUGCAAAAGAGAGCGCAUCUUAUUGAAGCAUAUAUAUGAGGUUAAAUCUUAUAUCUGCUGCUCUGCCAACAUUUUUCUCUUUAUAUUAAAGAGUUAACGGAAUUCAUACUCCCCAUGAGUAUUUCAAGAACGCUACCUGAUCAUUUCUGCACCUUCAUUAAAGAGUAUUUCAAGAACGCGACCUUGAUUCAUCUUGUUGGCUGUUGAAUCUCCUAUACCACAUCCCGUUAUAUUGCAUCCUGUUAUAUGACACUUUUCUAAUUUUGUUUCCAGGAUUGAUACUGCUCUUAAUUUAGUUAGGGUCAAUGGAGAGUUCACUUCGUGCAUCUUCGUCAAGCCAAACUGGUGUGCGGGUAGGGAACUCAAAACAUACAUCUCUAUUAUAAAAAUGCCCAACUACAAGGCUGCAUUCAUUGAAUUUGUCUUUGAAUUAGAUUUGGGUUUCCGAUAGUGAAUUGAGCUGUUAAAUGUUGCAUACCUCGUAGGUACUUUUUGGUUGCUGUCAUAUCAGAAGGUAUGAUUCUUUUACUCUAUCAUUAUAGUUUAUAGCUUUUACCCUUAAUCUCUCUUUGCUCCUUCACCACUAUCAAGAUAGACCCUGAUGUUUGCUGGAAAUUGUACCCUUUAUCGUUCAGGGGCCAUAACCUAAACAGUUUGCAGCUCUGUGGAGUUAUCUCGGCCAAUGGUGGUAAGUACUUUUAUUCUUUGUUUAUUGUUUACCUGAAAGUUUCUGCUUGAUAUAUUGAAGUGUAAGCAGCUAGCAUGAUGAGUGAUAAAAAAAUUUCUGGUAUUGGGGGUUGUCCCAAUUCUUUGUUUGCUAUGCUCUUUGGGCAAGGACCAAGUAGAUGUGAUUUGUGAGAGAAUUCAGUUUUCAGAAUUUGAGUUUUCUUGCAGUUGGGGAAAUGGUUCUUUCUGUAGCAUUGUGAUCUUUUAAAGUGAUUUUCAUAUCUCAGCUCUCUGUUUAUUUGUCUUCAUUGUUUUGUGUUUCCAUGUGGUCGUUUUUGUAUGUUGGAAUUCAACUAGUAGCAGUGACAAUGAUUUUUUGGUUUUUGUUUUUGUUUUGUAACAGGUUAGUAUGGCUUGCAGUGCAGCUAAUGGGUUACUAGAAGACAUCAAAGUUCAAUAUUAAGAAUUUUGUUGGAAUUUCUAUUUUUGUUGAAGUUUGAUAUUAUUAGAUGGUUUAUGUGAAAAUAAAAAUAUAGCACAGAAGAAAAGUUGUGGUAAAAUACUGAAAUCCACUUUUGAUUGGUUGUUAAUUAUAUCUGGUUUCCCAUGAGUGCUCUUAAACGUUGGACAAAAAAUUGCUAGUAACAGG
Messenger RNA from Linum trigynum, 3625 nucleotides. The record is from the annotation of a GenBank genome assembly. NCBI's taxonomy places the organism in Eukaryota, Viridiplantae, Streptophyta, Magnoliopsida, Malpighiales, Linaceae.